GCUUCGGCGUCGCCGCCAUCUUUGUUGAUGUGUCAGCUCCUCGGGGGUGUUUUGGGGGGUACCCUGGGCUGAGAGGCAGGGGUCGGCCGCGAUCUCCACGCGUGACUUCCUCGCUCACCCCGUGUCCGCGGGACCCUGCCAUGGAGGCCCCGGAGCCGGAGGUCCAUCGGCCUCGUUAGGGUGCGGCCCGGGGCCGGGCGACGGACGUGAAGAGACGCAGGUUUGGAUGCAGAGCACCCGGGUUCGGAUCCUGCCGCUUCCGUUUGUGAGCGUCGGCGCAGAAGAGGGUACCCACUCCGGCUAGCCAGGUUUAUCGCCCUGUGUCCUGCUCCUUUGAUGGCCAGCCUUUUGAUUUCUUCUGAAGUGGUAGGCAGGAUGCUUGUCUGAGGAAAGUGAAGCAAAUCAGCCUGACAGUGUUUCCGGGGACACUUGUAGCCACGCAGAAAACAGUCUACGAAGUGUUUUGGCUCAGGUGUGGAUAUGGCCUUCGCAACGUCUUCACCUGUAUCUGUGUGUGGAUCCUGUGGAGGAGACUAAGGACCCAGAGACAGUGGUACUGAAACCAAGGAUCUCAGCUACUCUUCAGCCUGAUCAGGAACAAAUUUGAAGAAAUGCAGAGUGAAUUGGUGCCAGUCAGCAUGUCAGAGACAGCGCCCAUGGCCUCCCUUUCUUCCAGCGCAAAUAUUGGGACAACACCUGAGAUAAAGGAAGACUCGUGCAGCCCGUUCCCUGGUGACGAGAGCAACAAAUUAGAAACCGAGUCUGAACUAUUGCCAUUGAACUCUGACAAAAUUUUAUAUCAACCUAAUGAACACAGUAGUAAAACUGAACAAGAAAAUUGUAUUCCAGACUGUGGUGCUGGUGAGAAUUGUUGUGCAAAAACAGACACAUGCCCAGAUAACUCUGAACAAAUAGAUGAUUUUCCUGCUGGGGACUUUGCAAAGCAAGUGUCAAAAACAAGUGACCCAGAACAGAUGGUAACACAGAUACUAGCAGAGUUAGGGUCACCUGCAUUUACAGAAGCCAGUAAUCCAAAGACUUCCUCAGCAAGCCUCUAUGAUACGGACUGCACCAGGAAACUCAUUUCUCAGAUAAAGACGGUUCCAGCAUCAGACGAUUUGUUGGGAGAAAUCGAAUCUGAGCUCUUGUCUGCAGAGUUUGCAGAGGAACACCAAGUCCCAAAUGGAGUGAAUAAAGGGGAGCACGCCUUAGCCAUGUUUGAGAAGUGUGUGCACAGCAAGUACCUGCAGCAGGAGCUCACUAUUAAAGAGUUAAUUAAAGAAAAUAAGAAUCAUCAAGAACUCAUCUUAAAUAUUUGCUCAGAAAAAGACAAUUUAAGAGAAGAACUGAAAAAAAGAACAGAAACAGAGAAGCAACAUAUGAACAUAAUUAAACAGUUAGAAUUAAGAAUAGAGGAACUGAAUAAAGAAAUUAAAGCUUCCCGAGAUCAGCUAGUAGCGCAGGAUGUCACAGCUAAAAACACAAUCCAGCAGAUCCACAAAGAGAUGAGCCAGCGAAUGGACCAGGCCAAUAAGAAAUGUGAAGAGGCCCGUCAGGAAAAGGAAGCGAUGGUAAUGAAGUAUGUGAGAGGUGAGAAGGAAUCUCUAGACCUUCGAAAAGAGAAAGAAACACUUGAGAGAAAACUUAGAGAUGCAAAUAAGGAAUUGGAGAAAAACACUAACAAAAUUAAGCAGCUUUCUCAGGAGAAAGGGCGGCUGCAGCAACUCUAUGAAUCAAAGGAAGGUGAGACGUCUAGACUCAUCAGAGAAACAGACAAGUUAAAGGAAGAGAUCAGCUCUUACGUCAUUAAAGUCAAGUGGGCACAAAACAAGUUAAAGGCUGAAAUGGAUUCACACAAGGACACCAAAGAUAAACUCAAAGAAACAACUACAAAAUUAACACAGGCAAAGGAAGAAGCUGAACAGAUCCGGCAAAACUGUCAGGAUAUGAUAAAAACAUAUCAGGAAUCAGAAGAAAUUAAGUCAAAUGAACUUGAUGCAAAGCUCAGAGUCACAAAAGGAGAACUUGAAAAACAAAUGCAAGAAAAAUCUGACCAGCUAGAGAUGCAUCAUGCCAAAAUAAAGGAGCUGGAAGAUCUGAAGCGGACAUUUAAGGAAGGCAUGGAUGAGCUCCGGACACUGAGGACAAAGGCAAAAUGUCUAGAAGAUGAACGCUUGAGAACUGAAGAUGAAUUAUCAAAAUACAGGGAAAUUAUUAAUCGUCAGAAAGCUGAAAUUCAGAAUUUACUGGAUAAAGUGAAAAUGACAGAUCAGGUACAAGAGGAGCUUCAAAGUGGUAAACAAGAAAUCGAACAUUUGAAGGAAGAAAUGGAAAGCCUUAAUUCUUUGAUUAGCGACCUACAGAAAGACAUCGAAGGCAGCAGGAAAAGGGAGUCUGAACUCCUGCUGUUCACGGAGAAGCUCACUAGUAAGAACGCACAGCUGCAGUCCGAGUCCUGCUCUCUGCAAUCACAAGUGGACAGCCUCUCCUGCAGCGAGAGCCAACUGCAGAGCCAGUGCGAGCAGAUGACGCAGACGAAUGCUAACUUGGAGAGCAGAUUGCUCAGAGAGGAAGAGUUGCGGAAAGAGGAAGUCCAGAGCCUGCAGGCUGAGCUCUCCACUGCGCAGAUGCAAGUCAAAUCCCUGAGCACCCAGGUGGAGGAACUGAAAGACGAGUUGGUGACGCAGAGACGCAAACAUGCUGCUAAUGUCAAGGACCUUAGCAAACAGCUUCAGCAAGCACGGAAAAAAUUAGAGCAGACUGAGAAUGGAAACUACGAUAAAGAAGUCAGCAGCAUGGGAAGCCGCUCCAGUUCAUCAGGGUCACUUAAUGCUCGCAGCAGUGCUGAAGACCGAUCUCCAGAGAAUACCAGCUCCUCGGUGGCUGUGGACAACUUCCCAGAAGUGGACAAGGCCAUGCUGAUUGAGAGGAUAGUGAGGCUGCAGAAAGCGCAUGCCCGGAAGAAUGAGAAGAUAGAAUUUAUGGAGGACCACAUAAAACAACUAGUAGAAGAGAUAAGAAAGAAAACCAAAAUAAUUCAGAGUUACAUUUUACGAGAAGAAUCAGGCACACUUUCUUCAGAAGCAUCUGAUUUUAACAAAGUGCAUUUGAGUAGGCGCGGUGGCAUCAUGGCGUCCCUAUACACAUCCCAUCCCGCUGACAGCGGGCUGACUCUGGAGCUCUCUUUGGAAAUCAACCGGAAAUUACAGGCUGUUUUGGAAGAUACAUUGCUUAAAAAUAUUACUUUGAAGGAAAAUCUGCAAACACUUGGAACAGAAAUAGAACGCCUUAUUAAACACCAGCAUGAACUGGACCAGAGGACGAAGAAAACCUAACACAAAAACUCUUGCCCAGUAGACAGACAAGAGCCACAGAGCAGCAGGUGCCACUGUCCAGUGUCCUGAAACAGUCCUUGCUUUGUGUCAACUAAUCAAAAAUUCGUUUUACUUCCCUGUGUAGAAGUGCCCUUUUAUGAAUGCAUUGAUGUGUGUGCCAUAACUGUCAGCUCAGUGAAGUUCAUUUCUACGCGGUACAGUUCAGCCACCUUGUCACUGACUUCAACAUCUAAUUCGCUUAUUGCCUUAAAUCUAACUAAACAUUAGUACAAGGGUUUAAAAAAAAAACUUUGCCAUCAUUCCUCCCUUAGUGAUUUCUUCCUUUGAAAGUAUUUGCAAAAAGGUGUUCUCCAUCCAUCCAUUCAUUGUUUCUGCAACACAAAAACAAACCUAGAGAAAUCAUGAAGUUUUCCAGUUUUGAUCUGGACACAGUGAUCACCUGUAGUUCUAGCUGCUUCGAAGGCUAAGGAGGAUCUGGAGCUCAUGAGUUCAAAGCCAGCCAGGGCAACAUCCCAAAACCCCAUCACAAUUAGCCUGAAUCACAGAGUAGCCUUGAGUUGUGCUUUAAGGAUGGAUAUGAAUGCUUAAUUCUGAUUUUAAUGACAACAAGACAGAAAAGCUGGCUGUUGGUAACUAGCAGUGACCAAGCACUAUUUGUGUCUGUCAGGUUUCCUUAUUUGGCAUAGUUACAUUUUCACAUUUAAGUUGAACUUUUUAAAUCUUCAGUUAUACUUAACUAUGAUUUUAAACAAUUGUGUAUACUUAAAAAUGUCCUGUGGAUUUGUUAAACUUUAAAAUGUGAAGUGAAUCCAAUCAUUAGAACAGAUAAAUGAAGACUUUGAAACUGACAUUCUUUAGUUUUACUGAUAUUGUGUAGAGGUAAAUGCAACAGACUUAACGGCAGUGGUUCUCAACCUGUGGGUCGCGGCACUAGUAAAUGUAACAACCACUGGGUUAAGGGGUUCAUGAAGACCACAUUCCCAAGAGAAGCCAACACUUAGCACUGUUAACUUUUCAUGCGUGCACCCAUUCUUCAUUCUUGAUAGUUAAUUGCAUAGCAUAAUGAAACAGUUUCCCCAAAUGUGAUGUUUCACUAUAUUAUUUAAAACACAGUUAUAUCUUCAUAGCCAAAGGAACUUAGAGCCAAAUUGUUGUAUCUUGUUGGAUAUUUACAGUAUUUAAGAUGUAUCCUUAAAUGUUGCCAAUUGUGGUACCAAUGUUUUUGUCAUUGAAUUUUUUUUCUCACCUACCAGAACCUAAACACUGCAUUAUGUUCAAAUCAUCUGUAUCCUGGGAGACCUUGGAUCAUAUUUGGCAAGCCUCUGUUUUUUGUUUGGGCAUUUUUUUCCUCUUAAGGAACUUGAACUUUGGGGGUAGACCUUUAAAGAAUUGUAUGGGCUUUAGCGGGCAUAGUAACACUUGCCUGUAACCCCAGCACUCAGGAGGUACAGGAAAAUUAAAGGGCAGCCUCAAGAACAAAGUGAAUUGGAGGCUAGCCUGGGCUAUGUGAAGCCCCAUUUUAUAAAUAGAAUUGUGUGGGCUCUAAAAAUUUGGAUCAUGUCCUUUUAAUGUGUUUUAACAUUUCCUUAAAUCAACAUUGAUUAUAAAUGUAAUUUACUAAAUACUAGAUGUCAAUAUAGUGUGUUUUUGUGAUAUCUCUUGUUAUCCUAGAAGUAUCUCUUAGCUUCAAAGUGAAAAUGCAUUCAAAGUUGUUUUAUUUUUAAAUAGUUGUAAAAAGUAUUAGUCAUAAUGUCUUGCUCUUUUUAUUAUUAAUAAUUUAUUGGAAUAAAAAAUAGGGUAAGUGCAAUAAAUUCUGAAUUUUUUUCCCCAUUUGUUCCUAGACAAGCUGUAACACUCCAAAGAUCUACAUAGCAUAGGCAGUUUAGCUACACUUCCCUGGUUUCUCCGGUGAUAUUGAUUCAUAAGUUACAGUGAUUGGAUUUUUUAAUUCCAAGACACAAACAUGCAUAACGGAGACCAAAUAGUGAUCAUGUCCACAGUAUUCUGUACCUGUGUAUGGAAUACUUUAAAUUAUAUAUGCAUUCAGUACAGAGUGAACAAAUAGUGUUAAUAUUUAUGCCACCAUGUACUUGGAAAACUUAAUAAUGGAAUAAUUAAAGAUAUUACUAAAAGCCAUACUUUUAUCAUACUAUCGUCUUUUUCCUAUCUCUGAGGCUUAAAAGCUGAAAAAGUCUUAUCUUCUUUUUCAUUUGCCAUCUCCUGUGUCCUUCCAUACAUGGUCUGGACUGAGCAAAGUAAUGCAUAAAAACACGUGUGUUGGGGAGAGAACCUUCUAACUGAUUUAUCAAUGGCUCCGCUGCAGAUUUCUCAGGUCCUCCUACUGAUUAUGUGGAGGAAAGAACCUGAGAACCCAGGGGACUUGUUGUAUUUGAUCAUUGUUAGUUACAAAUGUGAAGGACUGUUUUAGUUAUUUAAUACUUUGGUGUCCUUGGGCAAGAAAUUGUGUGUGUGUGUGUGUGUGUGUCUGUGUAUCUGUGUGUCUGUCUGUUUGUCUGUGUGUGUGUACGUUUUCCCUGUUCUCAUUUGAAAGUGAGUGCUCAUCACUCAUUCUUUCCCAUACCCCCUGAGAUUUUGAGUCUGUUAAACAGUCUCAGGGAUUAAACAUGGUGAGUAUGGACAGAAUGAACAAUUGUUGAUGAUUUUGUUUUGUUGUACUUAACUAUUUAAAGUGGUUCAACCAGACUACACAUGUCAUUUAUUCAUUUAAGAAAUAUAUUUGCAUAAUAGACCUUGUCAGGCACCCUAGAGGAACCGUGGUUAUGGCUUUCCAGUCUCUAGGAACUAGCAGUCUCAUGCCAACAGCAGGACAGGUCUUCCGACCUGGCUCCCACGUCAGCCCGUUACUGGGCUGAGCAGAAAGUUGAUGGACUUACAAGGUAGAUAGCUCGAAAAUCCGAGCCCGACCUGGAGCUCUGACUCGGGGAGCACUGCGAGCACAGUGCUGUUUCCAUGCUGCUCCUGCACAUCUCCGCACUUGGUAAGGGGAAACCUGAAGACCAUAGCAUGGUAUUCGACCUUUAUCACCUAGUAAGUGUCUGACUGGUGCCUGCUUAACAUCCCGAAAUGAGUCUAUCAUUCAGCCUUCCAAAUUCUCUCUACAGGAUGUUGAUUAUUUUCUAAAUAUUUUUACAAGAAAAUUUAGGCUAAAAUCUGAAAGAAAAAAACUCAGAAACUGUUAAUAAUGUAAAUGUGAUAUAUGUUGCUCUGGUGAGGAUAUUUUUAUAAAUAAGGUCAUUCAUGCCUUGGAACUGUUGACUCUACCAAUCUGCUUUUCGAGAUUUUUUUUCUUUUUUUUUUUUUUUUUUGUCCAGCGAGGAGUUCACACUAAUAACACUGUUAAGCUAGUUGGUGGCACUAGUGACUGGAAAAUUGUCAGAGGUGUACAAGAGAAAUCAUUGAGAAAGCAAACUAAAUGAAAACUUAGUUGCAUAUUGAAAUGUAUAUGUUUCUUCUCGAAUGGACUCCUGAACUGCACACGGCUGUCCUUUGUGACUUCUGUUAUCUUCUCUUCCUGACUGCGUGGAUGUCCACACUGUAUAGCUACCCCUGGAUUACACUGUGCACUCUGUACAUACUCUGUAUAAAACGAUGCUCUUCAGGGGCUCUGUACAUUCUGUACCUAUUAAAUAAGCAGCCUGUUUACCAA
This is a messenger RNA of Myodes glareolus (Bank vole), 7002 nucleotides long. RefSeq names its product coiled-coil domain containing 186 (gene Ccdc186). Gene Ontology annotation, molecular function: small GTPase binding. Gene Ontology annotation, biological process: vesicle cytoskeletal trafficking. Lineage: Eukaryota; Metazoa; Chordata; Mammalia; Rodentia; Cricetidae. Gene Ontology annotation, cellular component: trans-Golgi network. The record is from RefSeq and is a predicted model, not a curated record.